UUGGCAUUGUGGUGUCAGGUUUACGCUGCCCGGUUUUGGAUUGUAGCCGAAGUCGUAGAUUCUCGAUGGACCUGCUUCGAAAACUCAUUGGAGUGUUGGUGGAUGUAGACAUGAUUGGCGACGAUCUCAGAUAGGUACUUUCUGAUCAGAGAGUCUUUCAAGAUAAUCUAAAAGUCUUGAAGUUCGUAGAUCAAGAGCCGAAGCAAAGAGCAGUGAUGGUUGAAAUAAAGGUGGUAUAGAAUGAGCGAGUAGAAUUGAGGAAAUAUUGACAAAAGAAUCUAUAGUAGAAGUUGGCGUUAUUUCACAAGAAUCGUUGAGGGGGAAGUCACCUCUGGCAAGCGAAGAGCAAUAUUUAUAUAUAAGCACCUUUACAUGUAGAUACAUGCAACUUCAAGUCAAGCGAAGCUGGUUGGUGAAUGUGACAAGAUCAUCGAAAAGGGAAAGUGUACAGCUAGGUACAGCCGCUACCAAACCAGAUGUGCAUAAGGUUGUGAUCAGCCGGAAGCAACUAUGUGACAUAUCUUCAAAGGAGGGAUUUGAACGCAGUUAAUUGGUGACUGAAUGGGUGAAUGAUGCAAUACACUUGCGGCCAAACGAUAUCGUAGCUGGCAUAUCACCCAGGCUCUAAGUCUUU
Messenger RNA from Melampsora larici-populina 98AG31, 634 nucleotides. RefSeq lists its product as uncharacterized. The record is from RefSeq and is a predicted model, not a curated record. Bases 383 to 550 code for a protein of 55 amino acids. NCBI's taxonomy places the organism in Eukaryota, Fungi, Basidiomycota, Pucciniomycetes, Pucciniales, Melampsoraceae. The transcript is spliced from 3 exons.